Messenger RNA from Malaya genurostris, 5118 nucleotides. It is a transcript of the gene Usp30, whose product is annotated as ubiquitin carboxyl-terminal hydrolase 30 homolog. NCBI's taxonomy places the organism in Eukaryota, Metazoa, Arthropoda, Insecta, Diptera, Culicidae. The record is from RefSeq and is a predicted model, not a curated record. Gene Ontology annotation, cellular component: cytosol; nucleus. Gene Ontology annotation, biological process: protein deubiquitination. Gene Ontology annotation, molecular function: cysteine-type endopeptidase activity; cysteine-type deubiquitinase activity. Bases 168 to 1829 code for a protein of 553 amino acids. The transcript is spliced from 3 exons.
GCAAACAAAAAACGAAUUGAGAAAAAACACAAAGAAGAAAACUCACUGCAAAUGCAUUCGAACGUUUUUCUUAUCGAACCUUUUCCCAAUUUCACCUGAAGUAAUCUAAUCACCAACGUUAAUUAGGUGUCGUUUAUGGAAUGCAAUAACCGUAGUGUACAGUAGCAAUGGAAGGUGACAAACUGCUAAUGGCAGCGGGUGUAACCGCUGCCGUGGUUGUAGGAGCCUUUGUUUUUUGGGGUCCUUCGGGUUCUUCGCGUUUACGUCAACGACGUGGCCAAAUUGCUGGAUUGCAUAAUUUUGGGAAGACCUGCUUUCUGAAUACUCUGCUACAGGCAUUGGCAGCCUGCCCUCAGUUCAUAGCCUGGCUGCAACUGCACAAUGCUAAGGACAAAAAAAGGCUUAUCAGUUCGCUACAGAACGUGUUGGAAGUGGUGAACGGGACACACCCGACGCUUCGGGGAGAUCAGUACUCUCCGGGGGCUGUUAUCAGUGCCCUGCAUUCCCUUGGAUGGGUCAUUCCUCCCGAUGAGCACGACACACACGAACUGCUUCACGUGCUGCUCAAUUCACUGGAGGAGGAAGCUAUCAAACCGAAGAAAGUCGGUUGUCUUUCGGAUGCCCUUGGUGAGAUUGAACUACAAUCGAUUAUGCCUCCCGCUCGACCGUCGAGCGCGAUGCUGUCGGAUUUUUGCAAUACUGAAUAUGACGAAAGUACGAAUUUGACUCGUUACACGAGGUCUGAAGCGCACACUCCCGAUUCGCCACAUUCGACCUGCACGGAGACGGAAGAUUCGAUGUCGGUUCAGGACGGAUCGCUGAUGGAUUGUGCGGGAUCACCACCUUCGAUAAUUUCCACUUUCACUGGACGGCCAAGUCGUCCGAGGUCUAUCCUGGCCACCGAAAUGGUCGGCAAUGGUGCUUUGAACAAGCGAUCGUCUGGAUCGUGCCGAUCACUGGAACGUUUAACACGAGGUCCAGGUCGCGUCUCUGUUUGGGGUGACCGUCAGCAAAUUCAAGUUCCUCACCCGUUCCGCGGUGGGUUGAGCAGUCAGUUGUGCUGUUCCGGGUGCGGCUAUAAGUCGGUCGUUCGGUACGACAAAUUUGACAGUGUUACUUUGUCCCUGCCGGAAAUUAAAAACCCAGCGAUUUCCAUCGGCAGCCUACUGACGGAAUUCAUACAACCGGAGACUCUGGAGGGAGUUCAGUGUGAGGCUUGCAACGAAACGACAACCCACACGAAAACGCUUACCUUCAGCAAGCUUCCGGCUUGUCUCUGCAUACACAUUGCCCGGACGACGUGGCUUCCGACCGGUCACGCCUACAAACGGCAGGAUUUUGUGCACUUUCCGGAGACGCUUUCGAUGGCACCGUACAGUUUCGUGCAGCCCAGUUUGAACAGUGCCAUGAGUACCCCGUGGGGUUCCACGAUGUCACUCUACUCGGCAAGCCUCGGGGCGGCCGCAUACGAAGCUUCGGUCGGUGGUGGUGGUGGUAUUGGAACUGAACAAAAUACACCGGUCGGGUCUGUGGGCAGUGCCUUCAAUUUCGGAUCGUACACGUUCGGAGCGAUGUUCCCGAAAAAUCUGUACCGCUUGUUGGCCGUCAUUGUACACUCGGGCGAGGCCAACAGUGGGCACUUUGUGACUUAUAGGCGCGGGGCACUACGGAAUUCUCACAAAUGGUUCUACACUUCGGACACUGUGGUCAAAGAGGUUACCAUAGAGGAAGUUCUUAGCAGUCCGGCUUACAUGCUUUUCUACGAUCGUGGACCGUCAUCAAAGUACAACCAACCUGGUGGUGCCGGAACAGGCGGAGGUGCUCAUUAGCGGAAUUUGGGAAGGUAAGAACUAAACAUUGAAGGAGGAAAGCCAGGAAUUUAGAGGAGCAUAGUGAGUAGUGAUGUUAGAUUUGAUCCAAGAUAGAAAUAGAACCGAGAAUGGUUUCCUAGAAUUAGAAAAAGUUCCCCACCAAUUCCAGUUGAUGUUCGAACAGAAGAAAGUAAAUAUUUUGGUUUGAAUGUUUGGAUGAGACGGUUCCCGAUAUUAGUUGUUUGAAACCAUAAGAUAUUGGAAUUUAUAUUCCCUCUGAUAAUCGUUGACAUCGAAGGCAUUUACGUAAGAAACUAAGUUGCUUGAACUUGUUAAUAGUUUUUGUUAAUUGUCACCCGGAAGAUGGACAGUGUUUUAACGAACCCAAAUAAAAUGACCUUUUUUUGUUGUUAAUUUUAAAUGUAAAUAUAGAAUUUUUCUUAGUGUUUUUUGUCCUCAGGUGCUUGAUGUGCUACCAUCAAUGUAUAGAUAUUGAUACAUUUUCGGAUGCCAAAGUUUCUUGGACAAGAAACGUAUCUAAAGUUGUAUUACUACACCCAGAUUUCGUAGAUUAGCGACUGUAAACCUGACUAGGAUUGUGAGAGGUUUGCGUUGCCUUGUUCGUAGUAAAACGCCAUAUUCUUUUUGAAACUUUCCCAUUGAAGAACUGUUCACUUAUUUUAGGAAUACCUUUUAGGGUUCGAAAAUGUACUAGUUCACAUUUAGUAGCGAAUUUCCAUUGGAAUUAGCUUCUAGUUUUUUUGGUUUGAUUUUUUGAAAUCCGUUUUGUUAGGACAAAAUUUUCAAAAGAUACCAGCGAGUUUUGUAUUAUUUUUCUAGUGCCAUCCAUAAACUAAUCGUUCCGAGAUGAUGAUGCAAGCACAAAGUACGAAAUCACACCAGUCGGCGCGUGGCGCCUAUUGCGACAAUCAUCCUGUCAUUCAGGUAACGGUUCUUCGGAAUCUGAUUUGGGUCUAGAGUCCCGACUUCCAUGACGGAGUAUUGCACGGUGCGCUGAAGUCCUGACAGGCCGUUUGUCUGCCCUUUACGGAACGAUCCUUCAAAUUUUUCCAGUUCAUUGCCCCGAUUUAUAGCAUCUCGAACUGUUUUCAAUGGCAUUUUCAAACUUUUACCAAUACCACUAGACCAUUUCCUUGGUUACAUCAUUCAAUUACCGUCCUUGGUUACAUCAUUCAAUUACCGUAAUCGAUUUCAUUGCGACACUAAACGAUAAUUGAUUCGAUUCAUCAUUCAUUCGCAUCCAGGGUGCUCAAUUCGCCAUCAUGUUCACUGUUAUUAUUUUGACAGAACUUGAUUUAAACGUCAACAGAAAAAAAGACAUCCAAGUGUGCAUGUGUUUGAAGUAGUUGCCGAGCACCAGCGGAUGUGAAGAAUUUUAGCGGUAAAAUGUCGAAAAUAUAUAUAAUUAAUCAUGAAACAUUAAGACUGUUUGGUUGUUUGUCUAAGUUUUUUAGGGAUGUUUUGUACUGAAUUCACACGGGUUCGGAAUGAAAACUUUUUAGCAACUCGGAUUUGAUUCGGAAUUCAUUCUGAUAGUAAUGAUUGUAAAUAAGAAUGAAUUCUGAGCCAAGAAAUUUUCAUUCAGAAUUCCAUAUGGAAUUCAGUAUGAAAACCGUAUCAAUGCGGACUCCAGUACCGUUUCCGAAUGAAUUUUUCCUUCAACCGAUCGGUUCGGAAAUGAGUUGAAAUUGAAAAAAAAACUCCUGAAACUGAAUUGUCAAAUUGUUUUCUUCUUCUUCUUUUUCUCCGAUUCUGCAGGUUUUCGUGCUGAUAUUUGUGUCGUUUUUACUUGAUGCCAAAUCUAACCCAGUUUCCAUCCUAACUGCUGUCAAACCGUUUGUUUGAAGCUAGUUUCGAAUCUCGUUUCAACGUUGAACUGAAAAUCGAGUCAGUUUCGAACCUGGUUUUUAUAUCAGAUUUGCUCAAAUCUCUGUUGCCGAGUCCGAAACAGAGUUUCGUGAAAAGUGUUCGUUUCAUGAAACUAUCCUGCGUCAGUUUCAGAUUUCUCAAGCGAAAACGACAUUAGUUGACUUCGAAUUAAAAAUUUUAAUUUUAGAGAGAUAAAUAAGUUUGUUCCGUUAUUUUUUUUAAUUUGAAACUUUUGACGAAACAUGGUUACAUAUUUAACAUUCAAAGUAUUGUCCAUUGCUGGCCACUACUUUUGCCCAUCUUUCUGGUGAUUCACGGAUACCCUAUCCGAAAAUUAGACCGGUCUGGCCGCAACCCACGAUCGUUUUUUGACUUCAUCAUAAUAUGAGAAGUCCUGGUCAGCCAGGCAAAGCUGCAUCGAGCAAAACGAAUAGUAGUCGGAAAGAGCAAUAUCUGGGCUACAGGGCGGUUAGUGUACGACUUCCCAUUUGAACGAUUCUGAGUGUGUUUUACCGGAUGUGCAACAUGUGGACAAGCAUUGUAUGCUGUAAAAUUACUUUUUGUCGCGUCUAUUGGUGCAUUGUGGCCGUUUUUCUUGCAUCAACGCAUCAAUUACCGUCGAUCAAAUCCCGAGAUCUUUUUACUCGUUUUCAGUAGCUCAUAUUGGAUUAUCGUAAUUCGGAUCCACUUUUCAUCGCCAGUAACAGUUCGAUGGGAAAACCUUAUCUCUUGUGCCGUUGGAACAGAUGUUCGAACGUGAAGAAACGUCGUUCGACGUCUCUUCGCUUCAAUUCAUACGGCACCCAAUUGCCUAUCUUUGGGAUCAUUCCCCUUGCUUUUAAACGUUACUAAAUGGCUGGCCGAGUAACUCCGAAAGAUUUUGCAAGUUUUUCUUGCAUUGGCAACGGGUCUAUUUUUCAUUUUCAAACUUUGGUGGCGUUCCGGUUCGUUCUUCGUUUUCCAAUUUAAAAUUGCCACUUCUAAACCGUGCAAACCACUUCCGACACGUAUACUCACCCUACGCUUCCACUCCAAAAUAUGAUUACUUUCGGGGGAUGUUUUCCCCGCAAAGAUUUGAAUUUUUCAUAGUAAAAAAAGUAUUUUGAUUCACGUUUCAACUGAAUGUCUCAAAUUGAUUUUGAAACUGUAUAUCUGUGUAGUUCUCCAAUGCACAUUAGGAAGGGUAAUUCACUGUAAUAAAAAUCUAGUUACGCCAUCUGUGAGAAAACGAUACGAACAUGAUCUUCGGAACAGUGGCAUCUCGUGACAAAAUUGACUAGCUGUGCACAACUUAGAGCAAAUUCAGCAGCUAGGAGUUCUAUAUGGAAGAUCUAUAAUAGAACAGAAACUGGAACAAACGUAUUCCCAGCAAGCCGUUCUAGUUUUAUUUAUUCGACCAGUUUUUUUUUUUUUUUUU